AUGCCUGAUCCGCGAAAAAAAGACGAGCUGCCUGAUCCACAAAAAGUUAAAGAUAUUAGUAUCGGAAGAGACCCUAAUUCUGCUGUAAUAUUUCAUGCGCUUCCAAGACGUUCCUAUACAGUGGAUCCUAAUGAAGUUCCUGAUGACAGACAGAAAUGGCAAGACCAAGAUCAUCGUAUAUACGUUAAUGAUAGAGAUAGAAAAGGUAUUGUCGGCCAUUUAGAAAAAGAUUGGGAAGAAUCUAUCGCAAGUGAUCAGAAAAAUGCUGCAAUGAAGGAUGAAAAAAAUUCUACAGAUGAUAGCAAAGUAUUGGAAAAAUCCGAAAAUAAGUAA
Molecule: messenger RNA, 333 nt
Organism: Cetraspora pellucida
Lineage: Eukaryota; Fungi; Glomeromycota; Glomeromycetes; Diversisporales; Gigasporaceae
Source: the annotation of a GenBank genome assembly